AUGUCGGACUACGACAGUGAUCAAGGGAGUUAUCAUGGUGGCAGUGGUAGUGAACCGGAGGUAAUAGACCCAAACUAAUGUCGUACAACAUAGUUUAAAUAAUUAUUUUUAGGAAGAUUCAAAUUCACAAGUGGACCGUUCACCAAGUGUAUCCGAAGCUGAAGAAAAUAAUCAGUAAGUAUCACAAUUUUUAUUAUCAACAAUCUAUACUAAAACUUAAUUUUUAUUACAGAGAAGAAGAAAUUGCCGAUGAACAAGAACCUGAAGGAGAAGAUCUAAAUUCUGAGGAUGUAAGUUAUACUUCUUUGGGGUAUUAUUAUUGAACCUAAUUAUUACUUUUGUGUUUGUCAGGAAUAUGAUGAAGAGGAAGAUGAAGAAGAUAAUCGCCCAGGCAAAAAGAAAAAGAAAAAUGAACGUUUUGGCGGUUUUAUAAUUGAUGAAGCUGAUGUUGAUGAUGAAGUUGAAGAAGAUGAUGAUUGGGAAGAUGGAGCAGGAGAAUAUGGUAUUGUUGCUAAUGAAGUUGAUGAAUUGGGUCCUACUGCUAGGGAAAUUGAAGGACGUCGACGUGGAACUAAUCUUUGGGAGUAAGAUAAAUUUGUUAACUAUUCAAUUAUUUAUAGGGUAUAACUCAAAUCUGACUCCUAAAAUAACUAUAAAUUUAGUUUAGCACUUCAUGGUUUUUUUUUUAAAAAAAAAUGUUUUUUAAAUGCCAUGUUUUCCAAUGUUUACAAUGAGGGUGCCAUCAACAUUUUUAUGUAACUAUUAUUAUUUUAAAUUUUAGUGUUUUGAAUACUAUAGGUAUAUGCAUAAAGUAAAAGACGAUUUGAUUCAUCUGAUAGCUUUGAUCACCAACCUAAGUGAAUCUGUAAAUGAGUUAAGAAUGAUGACGAGGUCAGAAUUUGUUUGACAGACUUAAUUUUGAAAUUUGUGAUUUUGUGUUUUUAUGUUGAAGUAUAACUUUGUAUAGUUAAUUGGGAGAAAAAACGAAUGAAUUAUUUAAAAUGUGAGACCAGGACUUGGUGAACACCAUGAGUUUGCUUCGUGAGCUGAUGUCUAACUUAUACAUAUUUCAAAAUGAUAAACUUUAAAUCACUUGCCUACCUUAUCAUUUCCAACCUGAUACCGAAAAAAAUUGAUAGUCUGUAAACUUCAUCCUCACUAUGUAAGACUGGGUGCUGUACUCAAUACCAUGCAAUUUAAAAAACUAAUAACUGUAAAACUAAAUAUAACUGACUGCCAAAUUAUAGUUACACCUGUAUUUUUAUCUAUUCAUUUUUGAAGUAAUUAAACACAUUAUCAAACAAAUUGAAGUAUCAAAACAAAAAAAUUCUAUGCCAUUUUAUUAGAUGAAAGUAAUCAUAUUACUGUCAAAGAAUAGAAGAAUACAAUAUUUUUUGAAAUAGAACAAUAUUUUAUGGGUGUUAAUGAAACGCUUUUGAAUGAAAAACAGAUUCUAAUACUCUUAAAAAUUUUAAAAGAUAUUUUGUAUAGAUUAGAAAUAGAUUUUCAUAAUAUAUCAUUAGAGCACAAUGUUUUUUCAAUGGUGCUAGCAAUGUUUCUGGAAUUCAUGAAGAAUUACAAGUGCUAGAAUUAAAGAAAUUGAACCAAGAGCAUUCUUUGUAUAUUAUCCAGCUCAUUCUUUAAAUUUUGGUACCCAGAAUAGUUUACAAAAUAGUAGAGUAGUAGUAGAAGCUAGUAAAAUUGGUUAGGUUAUGUUAGACUAUAUAACAAAAUAGGUUUAGUCAAAUUGUUUGUAAAAAGACCCCCCUCCUCAAAAAAAGCACAGCUUAUGCAAAUUCAAAAAGUUGAUAGUUGCAACUUGUAAUAAAACAGAUAAUUUUAUAAUAUUGAAUAAACAAUGAGUUAUUAUAUCAGGUUUCAGAUAUUCAUGUUAUACUCUGUAUAUUUAAAUAUUUUAAAUAAUUAUAAAUAGUAAUUAUAUCAUUUAUCAUGUAAAUUUAAUUUAAUAUUUUCAGUUCUCAAAAUGAAGAUGAAAUUGAAGAGUACUUGCGUAAAAAAUAUGCAGAUGCUUCAGCACCGAUUAAACAUUUUGGAGAUGCUGGUGAAGAGUUAGCUGAUGAAAUUACACAACAAACUCUUCUACCUGGUGUUAAGUAAGAUAUAUAUAUAUAUUUAUGUGUCACAUGUAAAACGUGUAUUAUACAUAAAUCUCAUUAUAGGGACCCUAAUUUAUGGAUGGUUAAAUGUCGUAUUGGUGAUGAGAAAAACACUGCUUUAUUGUUGAUGCGCAAGUUUAUUGCUUAUCAGUUAACUGAAAACCCAUUGAAAAUAAAGUCUAUAGUCUCUCCUGAAGGUGUUAAGGGUUAUAUAUAUAUUGAAUCAUACAAACAAACUCAUGUGAAGUCAGCUAUUGAAAAUGUUAGCAGUCUUAAAAUGGGAUUUUGGAAACAGCAAAUGGUACCUAUUAAAGAAAUGACAGAUGUUUUGAAAGUUGUUAAAGUUCAAACUGGUUUAAGAUCUAAACAAUGGGUUAGAUUAAAAAGAGGUAUGUUAUUAUUUUUGUGUUGAAAAUUUAAAUUAAACUGUAAGAAUAAUUUAUUUAUCAAAGUUAAUUUUUUGCAGGUCUUUAUAAAGAUGAUAUUGCUCAAGUGGAUUAUGUCGAUUUGGCUCAAAAUCAUGUACAUUUGAAACUACUCCCUAGGAUCGAUUAUACUAGACCACGUGGGGCUCUUAGAGCAUCUAUGGUAUACUGUUAUAUAUUUUUUGUAAUGUUACAAAAGUAUAAUAAUUAAAUUUAUAUUUGUAGGAUCCAGAAGCUUUAAAAAGGAAAAAAAAAAGACGUCCUGCAGCUAAACCAUUUGAUCCAGAGGCAAUCAGAGCUAUUGGCGGUGAAGUUACUAGUGAUGGUGAUUUUUUAAUAUUUGAAGGAAACCGUUACAGUCGUAAAGGAUUUUUAUACAAAAACUUUUAUAUGAAUGCAAUAACUGCUGAUGGAAUCAAACCCACUCUCUCUGAGCUUGAAAAGUUUGAAGAAGCCCCUGAAGGCAUAGAUAUAGAAUUGCCUGUAUCCAAUAAAGACAAUUCUGCUAACAGUCAGUCGUUGAGCUCUGGUGAUAAUGUUGAAGUGUGUUCUGGAGAGUUAAUCAAUUUACAAGGAAAAGUAUUAUCAAUUGAUGGUGAUAUGGUUACUAUUAUGCCCAAACAUGAUGAUCUCAAAGUGAGUAACACUAAAUAAUAUUAAUAGUAAUUUAUAUAUUCAUGUUACUAUAUGGGAUUUAUGUACAUUUUAAAAUUAGAUGCCGUUAGAGUUUAUGGCAAGUGAAUUGCGCAAAUUUUUCAAACAAGGUGAUCACGUAAGAGUAGUAGGAGGACGGUAUGAAGGUGAUACAGGACUUAUUGUUCGUGUUGAACAAAAUCGUAUUGUGCUAUUCUCUGAUGUUACAAUGCAUGAACUUGAAGUUUUACCUCGUGACUUGCAAUUGUGUUCAGACAUGGCUUCUGGAGUUGAUUCGCUUGGACAAUUUCAAUGGGGAGACCUUGUGCAAUUAGAGUGUGUAUUUAAAUUUGAUUAUCUUUGAAUUUGUAAAGCUAAUUUAUAAUUAAAUUAUAUAUUUAUAUUAUAUUAAUUAUUGUUAGUCCACAAAAUGUUGGAGUGAUUGUGAGAAUCGAACGCGAAAAAAUGCACAUUUUAAAUAUGGCUGGAAAGUUGGUUGAAGCUAAACCACAAUCUCUAAAUAAAAAAAAAGAACAUAGGAAUACAAUUGGAGUUGAUGCUUUGGGUAAUUCAAUACAAAGAAGAGAUAUUGUUAAAGUUAUUGAUGGUCCACAUACGGUAUUUUUAUUUUGAACCAUAUUGAUUAUCAUCCUGUUAAAAAUUGAUAUAUUAUAUAGGGGAUGCAUGGUGAAAUCAAACAUUUAUAUCGUCACCAUGCCUUUUUAUAUUCUCGUUUAAUGACUGACAAUGGCGGAAUUUUUGUUUGUCGUUUAAGACAUAUUGCAUUAGCUGGAAAUUCAACAAAUAAAGUAAUAUAAUAUAAUAUAAUUCUUUAUUUGAUCCUAAUUAUUUGUAUUUUUAUAUUAGCAAGCUAUAACUGCACCACAAAAUGGAUUUGCAUCUCCGCAAAUUACAUCACCACGCCACACACCAGGUAGUCCAUUUGGUGGUGGUGGUGGUGGUGGAGGAGGUAGUAGCCGUGGUGGCGGAGCAGGAGGUAGAUUUAGUGGUGUUAGAAGAGAUAGAGAUCUAAUUGGUCAAACAAUUAGAAUCACUGGUGGCCCUUACAAAGGAGCUGUUGGGAUUGUAAAAGAUGCCACAGAGUGUACUGCCAGAGUUGAACUUCAUUUGCCAGAGUUGAACUUCAUUCUUCUUGUCAAACAAUAUCAGUGGAUAGAAGAAACAUAA
Molecule: messenger RNA, 4363 nt
Organism: Cinara cedri
Lineage: Eukaryota; Metazoa; Arthropoda; Insecta; Hemiptera; Aphididae
Source: the annotation of a GenBank genome assembly